Acanthosepion pharaonis is the source of this 945-nucleotide messenger RNA. The record is from the annotation of a GenBank genome assembly. NCBI's taxonomy places the organism in Eukaryota, Metazoa, Mollusca, Cephalopoda, Sepiida, Sepiidae.
AUGCACCAAGUUAUGAUGACGUGUUUCCUUCUUUUUCCGCACUCUCAACGUUUCUCUCUCUUUUUCUUUCUCUCUUUUUCUCUCGCUUUCUCUUUCUUUCUCUCUCUCUCUCUUUCACUCUCUUUCCAUCACUUUGUCUUCUCUCUCUUUCUUUCUCUCUCUCUUCUUUUCUCUCUCUCUUUUUCACACUCUCGCUUUCUCACAUUCUCUCAUUCUUUUUUUCUCUCUCUCUUUCUCUCUCUUUCUUUUUCUCUCCCUUUCUCUCUGUCUUUUUCUCUGUCAUUCUCCCUCUUUGACUCUCUCUUUCUCUUUCUCUCCUUCUUUUUCUCUCUCUCUCUCUUUCUCUCUUUUUCACUUUCAACCUUUCUCUUUCUCUUUUCUCUCUCUUACUCUUUCUUUCUCUCUUUCUGUCUUUCUCUCUCUAUUUCUCUCACUCCCUUUUUCAUCCCCCUUUCUCUCUCUAUCUUUUCUAUAUCUUUUUUGUCUCUCUCUCUUCUCCCUCGUUCUCUUUUCUCUCUCUUUCUUUUUCUCUCAUUCUCUCUUUUCCCUCUCUCUCUCUCUGUUUUUCUCUCUAUAUAUCUCACUCCCUCUUUCAUCUCCCUUUCUCUCUCUCUCUUUCUCUUUUCUAUCUCUCUCUCUCUCUUUCCUUACCUCUCUUUCCCUCAUUCCCUUUUUCAUCUCCCUUUCUAUCUUUCUCCCUUUUCUAUCUCUUUUCCCUCUCUUCUCUCUCUAUCUCUUUUUCUCUCUCUUUUUUCUUUCUUUUUCUUUCUCUCUCUCUCUUUCUAUCACUCUCUCACUCUUUCUGCCUUUCUUGAGGUUUUAUUGCACUCUUCCAACCCACUACUACUUCUCCGUCUAUCUAAACAGUCCUUUUUCCUCUCUCUCUCUCUCUCUCUCUCUCUCUCUCUCUCUCUCUCUCUCUCAGCAUUCCUCAUUUUUUUAUAA